Molecule: messenger RNA, 3369 nt
Organism: Syngnathus acus (greater pipefish)
Lineage: Eukaryota; Metazoa; Chordata; Actinopteri; Syngnathiformes; Syngnathidae
Gene: cipcb
Product: CLOCK-interacting pacemaker b
Exons: 4
Coding region: 424-1506 (360 amino acids)
Biological process (GO): negative regulation of DNA-templated transcription; negative regulation of circadian rhythm
Cellular component (GO): nucleus
Source: RefSeq, a predicted model, not a curated record
AUUUGGCAAAGCGUCUGGGACUUUGUUUCCUGCUGUGCGACGUUCUCAACAUCUUGUAGCGACAAAAUUGCGACAACGCCAGCAUAUUUUGAUGUUUUAUUCCUGUUGAGGGAUAAUUAAUGAUAGUUGACGCUAGUCUGUCGGCGGUUGGGGCCACCGUGCUUCGCAUGUGACUGACAGGCGGGAGGAGGGGCCGCCCUGUCUCGUGUGGUGUACCGUGGAAAGUCGAGCGCUGCCCACCCGCCUCCAUCCUCAGACGGAAAAGCAUCCGCCCAACGACCAGACUGUCUCACCGGGACAGACUUUCCAUCCAUUUCCGACUUGUGUCCUAUCUCUCACCCUCGUCACAACGAAGCGUAAAUUUGAUAUGCUGAUGUAGUUGCUGGUCGGCCAUCUUUCCCAUAGCAACAGGAAAGCAAGAAGAUGAGCGCCAAGCGAAAGGCGGAAAGCGACCCCCGGGUCGCUAACAGGCCACACAUCAUGAAGUCUCACAGAAACUCCCGGGCAGAGUCGGAAAGGGACUCCGGAUUCUCAGAUGCAAGUUCAGAGCAUGCUAGCACCAUGGACAACACCGACUCCGAGGACUCGCCGCGGCCUUCCGUGCGGCCGGGCGCCCAGAGUUCUACUUCGGGGCAGCUGGCUGUGGUUGGGGGGUCCUAUUCCAGCAUGUCCCCCAUGAUCAUCAUGAAAAAUGUGCUCCUCAAACAGCAGCCUGGAGUCAACCCCCCAGCCAUGAAGCCCUGGAGCUUCAGUCCCGCCGUGGAGGUGGUUCAGCCGGUGGUCCAGCAGCCUCAGGUGGUCUUCCUGCAGCCCGUCGUCUCCCGCCAAGCGUCCAAGGAAGCCUCUCGACACAGGCGUCCCAAGAAGUAUCUCCCUAUUCUCAAGUCCUACCCCAAGAUUGCGCCACAUCCUGGCGACAGUUCCUCCUCGGGGAGGGGAACCGCCUCUUCCUCCAGCUCUUCGUCGUCUUCCUUAUCUUCUUCCUCGCCGCCAGGGUCUCAGCGGGAUCACCGCCCAAAAGAGAAACCGCAGAAGAGCCAGAGGCAGGCCUCAGUUCUUUCCGGGACCCCCGACAACACGCAACCUCCGCAAACCCGACUCCCUCAAAUGGCCAGCGAGGCACCUAUGUCGGUCGUCAGCCAAUCAGACUCGUCGCCGUCCUCCUCCUGCGCUAACAGCCCGACGCCCACAGACGAAGCCUCGCCGGCCGAACAAAAGUGUGAUGACGACGACGACGACGACACGAGGCGGAAGCGCUUCUGCAACACAUACAACAUCUUGAGCAAAUCGGGCCUCCUGGACAUCACACUGCGCACCAAGGAGCUCCUGCGUCAGAACCGCCGCACGCAGACGGAUUUGGACCGUCUCAAGGAGCACACUGAUCUCUUCCUCCAAGCACUGCGUAGCGGCGACACCAGCAUCUGCGUCAAGCUGCACGCCAGCCUUCAGGAGGAGGCCAAGGAUGACUGGAAGCGGGCGUCACUCACCGGAUUAAAGGACGAUUAGGCCCCCUCCCCGACUGGGAUGGUACCAGGGCUUAUUCGGGAGGGGCGGCGGGGGUUGACAGACAGAUGGAGCGAGAGUAAUGUGGCCCACUUUAGACACCUACCCAAAGCCUCGCUUGCACAGUUUGGCCUACAUUUUUGGCUGCCACCUGCCCCCGAGCCUCGAAUGACACACUGAGCCGCUCGCACUUGAGACAUUUUUGUUGGCCCAACACUCACCGCACUCUUGUUGCAGUCACACUUCCUUUAUUCACACAAAUACCAUGCUGACAUUUACUGUAUGGCCUCCAAGCAAAAGAUUUUACGCAACCAAUUUUAACAGACAUUCUAGCCAGUCAUUUCGUAGCUGGUGGUUAAAACCGAGCCCCGCUGGCAAUAAUGAAAAUGUUCGAGUCAUUGAUGCCCCUCAACAAAGAUUUAUUCUGUACUGCAAUUGGUUAUCGAUGCCUUAAGGUAGCGGCAAAGGCCUACUUUUGCCUCAAUGAAGUUCCUCAACUCACACUAAGAUGGUAUCAGUUGGCACCAGAGCAAUUCCGUCUUAUGGCUUAAGAACAAGAAUACACUGAUUAUGCAAGCGAUUUCAAACCCUGAAUGUUCUUGCUGUGAGGCACAAUUGCUAACUACUAUUGUGUCGUGCAAAUUCCUGGUUGCUUGUGUGCCUCCGUGAUUAAUGCCACUUUCCGUCGCCUCCGAAUUCCCAAGAGAUCCGAAGUAACUCGGUAAAAAAGGACGGUUUUUAGGAGACAUGCUGACUUUUGGGUGGCCGAGGGCUUGAGUGUCUUUUUAUUUUUUGGGGGGGUCAUGCUCUACGUAAGGGACGUUGGUAACAGCCACCCGUUGAUUCUGCCUUCCUGUUAGAGCAUCUGGUGCUUCCUUAAGCAGCAUCUUUGACAUAGAGGAUUUUUUUUUUUUCCUUCCAUCAAAAUGUUCCAAGUGGGGGGCAAGAGCCUUUAUGAUUGUGAUGCAUUUGAGCACUUUGCAUCAUUCUGAGCAGACUAAAACAAGGCAGCUAAUCAUCAGGCACCCACUAUUGCUUUUAAAUAUUAAGCCGUAUUAAGCACCAAAAACUACUUGAACUGGUUCAUGAAAAUGAGGGAUUAUGUACUGUAUAUUUUCCAGUGUGACUGAGUAUGUCUACUGUGAAAAUUUGGGUUCGACCAAUGUAAAGUUGCUCUUUAUCUCAUUAGUGGCGGUUCAGAUGUGUAGUACGCAAGUCUCCUUAAUGGGUGUUAGUCCGCAUUAAGCCGCUUGUGAUUGUGCUUUGUCGGCCGGUCUGUCCGUCCUGUUUUACUUUUUGCAUUUGUCAUCUGUUGCCAAUCUAAAAACAACCUGUUACUCUUUGCUUUGUGAUUCUGACAAUCUACACCAAACUGAAAGGGGGUGGUUUUAAAACCGCCACUUGUGCAUUAUCUGCUCCUUUUCUUAGACGGCUAAAACGUUUGUGAUUUACAUCCAAAAUCAUCCGUGUUUCAGGUUCUCAACGGUAAAUAUCCCCAAUUUCUGUAGUCCUUGAUGAAAGCAGACUGUUAUCUUUGUGUUUAGUCAAAACAUUCGCUUUUACUUGGAGACAGAAAUUAUCAAUACAUUUAAAUGGUUUAUGCAGAAGAGUAGCUUUGUUAAUGUGCAAUGGCGGGAGCAACCAUCAUACAUAUUUUUAAUGCUUAAAUGUUGGGGGGAAUGUGUAAGUUCAUGUUUCUGAUUUUGUAACAUUAUAAAAGACACGCAUUUUCUUCUGAGAUUGACACGAGUAGAAUACGGUUGAAUGUUUUUUAAAUUGUAUGUGUGUAUGAGGGAUCAUUUGUGUCUCAUUUUUGUAUUUUUCAUCUCGUUUGCUGUUAUGUAAUAAAUAUUUUAGGGCUAAAAA